This is a messenger RNA of Silurus meridionalis, 3941 nucleotides long. It is a transcript of the gene rab3b, whose product is annotated as RAB3B, member RAS oncogene family. Gene Ontology annotation, biological process: protein secretion; regulation of exocytosis; protein localization to plasma membrane. The transcript is spliced from 5 exons. Gene Ontology annotation, cellular component: plasma membrane; synaptic vesicle; endosome. The coding region runs from base 94 to 747 and encodes 217 amino acids. Gene Ontology annotation, molecular function: GTP binding; GTPase activity. The record is from RefSeq and is a predicted model, not a curated record. NCBI's taxonomy places the organism in Eukaryota, Metazoa, Chordata, Actinopteri, Siluriformes, Siluridae.
CAGUGCAGUUUUGCCCCCACCGAGACGAAAGGACGGAUAGAGAGAGAGAGAGACAGAGAGACAGAGAGAGAGAGAGCAGCUCACACACUCGAGAUGGCAAAAGCAGACCACCGCCUCGGACAAAGAGAUGGUUCCGACCAGAACUUCGACUACAUGUUCAAGCUCCUGAUUAUAGGCAACAGCAGUGUGGGCAAAACCAGCUUCCUGUUUCGAUAUGCGGAUGAUUCGUUCAGCAACUCGUUUGUCAGCACCGUUGGCAUUGACUUCAAAGUGAAAACGGUUUAUCGCAAUGAAAAGAGGGUCAAGCUCCAAAUCUGGGAUACAGCAGGUCAGGAGCGUUACAGGACUAUCACCACAGCUUACUACAGAGGAGCAAUGGGCUUCAUUCUCAUGUAUGACAUCACCAACGAGGAGUCUUAUAAUGCCGUUCAGGACUGGGCAACCCAGAUAAAGACCUACUCAUGGGACAAUGCUCAAGUUAUUUUGGUAGGAAAUAAAUGUGACAUGGCUGACGAGAGAGUGAUACCUGUGGAGAAAGGCAAGCACUUGGCUGAUCAACUAGGCUUCGAGUACUACGAGGUGAGCGCCAAGGAAAACAUCAACGUCAGGCAGGUGUUCGAACGCCUGGUGGACAUCAUCUGCGUGAAGAUGUCCGAGCGAGUGGACGUCGACCCGUCUGUGGUCAGUGGAGCCAAGAGCACUCGGCUUAGCGACAAGCCGACGCAGCUACCGCAGAACUGCUGCUGAUUUAGCCUGCUCACUCUGGCCACACACACAUGCUAGACAUUUGUCCCGAUCCUGUCUUUAUCAUCUGCUUUCCAUUUCCUUCACCUUUUUUUCCCCUUCCAAACUCCUUACAUGUAGUAGUGUUACAUAUACAGUUUAAUGUUACUGCGAUACUGUCACUUUAAUUACACCUCUAACUAAAGGUCAGAGAGAGGUCAAAGCAGGGACUCCAGCAAAGCACAAAAAAAGCAUAUGUUCACUGCCAGACAAGAGACACCAUAUUUCCAAAAGUAUUGGGUCACCUGGUCAUAAGUACGUAUGGUAUGUGUAUAUUUGGAGCAUUGCAUUCCACAUUUAGUGCCAAUUUACUCUUAAAAUUUCCUCCACUCUUCUAGGUAGAUGUUCCACCAGAUUUUGGAGUGUGCUUAUGAAUAUUUGUGUUCAUUAGCCACAAGGGUGUUACGGUACUGAUGUAGGUGAGGUGAGAAGGACUGGGGUGGAGCAAGCGUUCCAAAUCACCCCAAAGGUGUUCAGUAGGAAUGAGAUCAAAGCUCUAUAGCAGGCCACUCAAGAUCUUCAUCUCCAAAGCAUGUAAACCAACAGGUUUGGGUUUUCAGGUUCAAGUGAAUGCAAAAUUGUAAUUAUAAAGACGUCCUACUUUUCCUACAGUUGAGGUGGUAAACAGAUUGGGAAAAAAAGAACGACAUAUAGCAGGAAAGGUCAGGUGUCCCAAUACUUUUGGAAAUAUAGUGUGAGCCACAUGAGCCACAUGAAUCAGACCUCAGCAGGUGCUUUAUAGAUCACCUAACACAAUUUCUCUGCUUUAUAAAAGAUUUUUUUUCUCAACUGUUGCUCAGUGAACGAGCACAAGUUUGACAACUCAGACGAUGUGGCCAUAAAAAGUUAUAUAUUAUGCACAAUAAUGGUUUGUUGCUUUCAGGGUGGAUUUAAUUACUCUGCAGAAACGCUGCUUGGUGGGUCCUUAAAUGGGUUAUUUCACUGCCAAAAGUCAAGAGCACGAAGUUUCGCUACGUUAUCACUAUUACAAGUCUAUUAUUUUGUUGUCAUACCAAAAAAUAGGUAUCCGCACCAGGGUUGCAAAGAGGCGGAAAAUGUCCAGUAAAUUUCUGGAAACUUUCCAUGGGAACUUUUAGUAACUUAAAUAGGAUUUUAUGGGAAUUUACUGGAAUAAUUAAAACAUUUGGGGGAUAAAUAUAUACAUAAACAAAAAAUGUUUCCCGUCAUUAGCUGACAUGCAUGUUAACUAAUACAGAUUUUUAAAAAUGGCAAUUUAAUUAUAAUAUAAUUUUGUUGCACAACAGCUUUUAAACGUGGAUUUGUCUAAUGUUUGUUAUUCACGUGCAGGAUUCAAGAAAUGGUGCGUGUUAUGUGAUCGCACAGUGUAUGUAGUGGGCGUGGCCUCAGUCGCCCUGCAGUAAGUGUGCAUGUGAUUGAUGAAUGUGCAGGUAGAAAUUGCAAUUGCUUUCAACCAAUUUGGUUGUUUAAUCCAAAAUUUCUUUUCCAAUUACAUUCUAGUUCCCUGUUAUUGGUUGACCUGCAUUUUGUAAAUUCCCAGUUUAUUUCCAUUAAUCCACAUAAAUUCCUGGAAUUUUGCAUUCCGAAUCCUGACUCAAAUCGGACUUGCUUGGUGGAAUGAGACAACAACAAAAAAAAAAGUGCUCAACUUCUUGUCUGGAGAUAUAAAUAUAUAAUGCCAGCCAUCCAUGGUCAGGAUUCUGACAGACCACAUGAGUUAUGAGCAUCUGCGAGUUCAUGUAUGGAUAAAAGGGCAUGUGUGCAGACGUUCAGUAGAUGGAAAUAGACUUCAUGACCACAUGUGUCUCAAAGGAAGCACAUCUUCACCAUCAUUGUGAAAACGGUUACAGUUUCUCUCAGCUGCUUUGGAGUGUUUCUCAAAUCAUCCUUGAUAUUUGCGUUUUUGAGAACAAACAGCACAACACACUGGAUUUCUUAAAAAAAAACCUGUACGUUUUUCCAAAUCCUUAGUUCAUCUCUCAAAAGUAAGUAUUUGUGUCGAUGAACAUCUCGUUGCCAUCAGAAUAACGAAUCGUUUGUUCAUUGAUUACAGACAAGAUCGUGAAAAUGGUUGUUCAUGCUGUCAGUAUGACGCACAGUAUCAGUGUUUCCUGAUGUAAACUGAAUUGCAAUGAUUGAAAGUCUGAAUUUCUUCUGUACGUCGUCUACGAAUUUCAGCAGCACACAUAUUUAUUUGAUUGCACAUUUGAUUUAUAUUGAUUGGAUUCACACUUUUACUGUACUGUACUAGUGUUCGUUCAUUUCCUAGUUGUUCCUCAAUGUUUAGAAAUUGUAAUUCUGGGUUUUGCUCCAUCACCAAUGGAAGGUUCACGAGAUUUGACCUCUUUUAGAGAACUACUCGAUCACUGGUUGAUCUGAUGCCUUCACUCGCCUUCAUUAGUGACGCAUUUACAAAUAAAAAGGUAGACAUCUGGUUUAACCAUUUUGCAUUCAAUGACUUAUACAAUGAACUGAUGCCGAGAUGUUUUGUGGGUUAAAACUAUUCAGGUGAAAGCAGUAUAAUAUAUUUUGAUCAACAUGAACAGAAACAAUUGAUAAUGUAGGAAAUCAAUCAAUUAAAUAAAUGUACAAAAGCGUUCGCCAUUCGAUCGAAGAGAAAAGUGACGACACGACGUGGAUGUUGAACAAGUCGUUUUGAGAAUUUCAUUUCUGAUCUGAGAAACGCUCCCAAAGCAAAUGAGAAAUAAAGAACUGUAACACAGGGAGAUGAGGGACAUUCAGGAAGAAUGAAACCAUCUCACACUAUUCAUUUUUCCACAUUUUGUUUUACCUUCCCAUGCUCAGGUAUUGAUAGUCGAUAUGGAUAAUUGCAUCAUCAAUACAGUGUAAAGAAAUAUGAGACAUUUCAGAUCUGAGAAACGAUCCAAAGCAACUGAAAAAGUUUUAGCCUACACGUGAAAAUGGCUACUAAAGCUAAUGUGCUCUCUAUUUUUGGCAAUAAAAUAUCACCGUAGGUUCAUUUGAAUAAAUAUAUAAUGGGCACAAUAUAAAAUGUGAGGGUUUUAGACAUAUAAAGCACUUUGCAGCUGUUCAAUAUAUCACUAUACAGUACAGACCAAAAGUUUGGACACACCUUCUCAUUCAAAGAGUUUUUUUAUUUUCAUGACUAUGAAAAUUGUAGAUUCACACUGAAGGCAUCAAAACUAUGAAUGAACACA